CCGAACCAACAGAGCACCGGUAACUACAGCUCCCGGUCACUGACACUGGCCUAAUCAUGUGACCUGUGGGCGUGACUUACAGAGCACUUCCGGUGCGUGACAACUACGGCUGAGGGUUAAACUCGAAACAUGGCAUCGGAAGCCGCAAUCGCUACAUCAGGGUCGCACCUUCCCAAACAGAGCUACAGAGACUACUAUUGGCUGCGCUCAUUUGUAGCUGGAGGGGUGCUUGAAACAUUGUUUGCGGUUCGUAAGAAAGAAGGAUUUAUGGGGCUGUAUAGAGGAAAUGGAGCUAUGAUGGUUCGGAUCUUCCCAUAUGGAGCAAUACAGUUUAUGGCAUUUGAUAAUUUCAAAAAGUUAAUCAGCAAGAAGUUUGGAAAAACAGAACACGUGCACAGACUGAUGGCUGGAUCAAUGGCUGGUAUAACCGCCGUUAUUUGCACGUACCCUCUCGACAUGGUCAGAGCACGUCUUGCAUUUCAAGUCAAAGGAGAGCACAGAUACAAUGGGAUCCUGCAUACCUUCAAAACCAUGUACACAAAGGAAGGUGGUGUCAGAGGAUUUUACAGAGGACUUGUGCCCACAAUUAUAGGGAUGGCACCCUAUGCAGGGUUUUCAUUUUUUACCUUUGAAACCUUAAAGACUACAGGACUGAAAUAUGCACCUGAACUGCUUGGAAAGCCAACUUUGGAUAAUCCAGAUGUUCUGGUUUUGAAGACGCACGCCAAUUUGCUUUGUGGUGGAGUUGCUGGUGCUAUAGCUCAGACUAUCUCAUACCCACUGGAUGUGACUAGGAGGCGAAUGCAGUUAGCAGCGAUUCUCCCGGAUUCUGACAAGUGCCGGACAGUGCUUCAAACUCUGAAAUAUGUCUGCAAAGAGCACGGUAUUAGAAGAGGCCUGUACCGCGGGCUGUCUUUAAACUACGUCCGAUGCAUUCCGUCCCAAGCUGUGGCGUUCACCGUGUAUGAGUUCAUGAGACAACUUCUGCGCCUAAACUAGUUCCGUUGUUGCCUCUUGUAAAGUGUACAAAGGAGACUGAACUAUUUUUUAUUCUAUUAAACACUUGAACGGACGUUAGACCUUAAUGUUGGUAAAAAUGCUGUUGUUCGUAUAGUGUGAAAUGACAUAGGAUUAUAACACACAUUACAAGGGCGCAUGUGCGGCAGAGAACAAACCAGUGGGUUACAUCACACGGCUACAAACCUUUACAGUACGUAGGAAGUAUAUUCACAACAUCAGUUAACCUCCUAUGUCUGCUCAACCUGCUGAAUGAACAAAAAAGCAAUUUUAGUCAAAUUAUUUUUAUACGUUUUGUUUGUUAGCUGAACAAUGACAAAUGUAAAAUGACAUUUUUGUCUCAGGCUAAUUUUUUUACUAUGAAUGUGAUUUUUGUAAAGAUUAUGUCUAAUAUUUAUAACAGUAAUUUAAAAACCAAGUCACCAAUUGUAGCUCUGAUCAUUAUUGUACAAAAAUAUCUAGAAUAAAUGGCCGUAAUAUUA
This is a messenger RNA of Bombina bombina (fire-bellied toad), 1499 nucleotides long. It is a transcript of the gene SLC25A16, whose product is annotated as solute carrier family 25 member 16. Lineage: Eukaryota; Metazoa; Chordata; Amphibia; Anura; Bombinatoridae. Gene Ontology annotation, cellular component: mitochondrial inner membrane. The record is from RefSeq and is a predicted model, not a curated record. Gene Ontology annotation, biological process: transmembrane transport.